Messenger RNA from Gossypium raimondii (Peruvian cotton), 1590 nucleotides. RefSeq names its product dolichyl-diphosphooligosaccharide--protein glycosyltransferase 48 kDa subunit. Gene Ontology annotation, cellular component: oligosaccharyltransferase complex; endoplasmic reticulum membrane. The record is from RefSeq and is a predicted model, not a curated record. Lineage: Eukaryota; Viridiplantae; Streptophyta; Magnoliopsida; Malvales; Malvaceae. Bases 59 to 1372 code for a protein of 437 amino acids. The transcript has 13 exons.
UCCCAAAAUCCUCACACUUCACAGUUCAGUUCACACGAAAAAAAUCCCUAAUCAAAAAAUGGGGAAAUUGUGGCUAAUUUGCAUUGCUUCGAUCUCAAUCCUUCUCCCAUUUCUCUGCAAUGCUUUCUCUCCCGAAUCGCCAACGGAUCGCCGAGUCCUUGUUCUCCUCGACGACUUCGCCAUCAAGUCGUCACACUCCCUCUACUUCAAUGCCCUCAAAUCACGUGGCUUCGACCUGGAAUUCAAACUCGCCGAUGAUCCAAAGAUCGCCUUGCAACGCUACGGCCAGUAUCUUUACGAUGCCUUGAUCCUCUUCUGCCCCUCCGUCGAACGAUUUGGAGGAUCUAUUGAUGUUGCCGCCAUUGUCAAUUUUGUUGAUUCCGGUCAUGAUUUAAUUGUUGCGGCGGAUGUUAAUGCUUCGGAUUUGAUUCGGGAAGUUGGUACUGAAUGUGGAGUUGAUUUUGAUGAGGAUCCUUCGGCUAUGGUUAUUGAUCACAUUGGCUAUGCUGUUUCGGGAACUGAGGGAGAUCAUACAUUGAUUGCUAGUGAUGAUUUUAUUAAGUCUGAUGUGAUCUUAGGAGGCAAAAGAAUUGAAGCUCCUAUACUUUUCCGAGGCAUCGGCCAUUCAGUGAGUCCUGCCAAUAGCUUGGUGUUGAAAGUUCUCUCAGCUUCUCCAUCUGCCUAUUCUGCUAAUCCUAAGUCGAAGCUGUCAACUCCUCCAUCAUUGACUGGUUCUGCUAUCUCUUUAGUUUCAAUUGUCCAGGCAAGGAACAAUGCACGGCUUCUGAUUACUGGCUCACUAAGCAUGUUCAGUAAUAGGUUUUUCAGAUCUGGUGUGCAGAAAGCUGGGAGCCAAACUAAACAUGAGAAAUCAGGCAAUGAACAAUUUUUGACUGAAAUUAGCAAAUGGAUUUUCCAUGAAAGAGGUCAUCUUAAGGCUGUAAAUGUGAAACACCACAGAGUUGGGGAAACAGAUGAACCUGCAUUAUACAGGAUUAAUGAUGAGUUGGAAUACUCAGUUGAGAUCUAUGAGUGGUCUGGAACAAGCUGGGAGCCAUAUGUUGCUAAUGAUGUCCAAGUGCAGUUUUACAUGAUGAGCCCCUAUGUUUUGAAAACUUUAUCAUCUGACAAAAAGGGUCUAUAUUCCGCAUCAUUUAAGGUUCCCGAUGUUUAUGGUGUUUUCCAAUUCAAGGUCGAGCACCAAAAGCUUGGGUAUACUAGUUUAUCCCUUUCAAAGCAGAUUCCUGUCAGGCCAUAUAGACACAAUGAAUAUGAAAGAUUCAUACCUGCUGCUUACCCCUAUUAUGGAGCUGCAUUUUCUAUGAUGGCUGGAUUCUUCAUCUUCUCGUUCGUUCAUCUCUACAGCAAGUAAAACUGUAGCAUCUCUAGCUUGCAGGCCGUGGACCGUUGGAUUCGAAAUUUUUGAGUGGCACAAAUGAUGCAAUAGAAAUGUUUAGGGUUUUGAAAUUUAUGCGUUAUGUUAUUUACCGGUUAGAGGAAAAAAAAAUGCCGUAGAGUUAUCCGUUCAGUUUCCCCUACUUUCUCUUUUACGCUGUUAUAAUAUUUCAGAAAUACUAUUAUUAUUUUUCA